This is a messenger RNA of Caenorhabditis auriculariae, 5709 nucleotides long. Lineage: Eukaryota; Metazoa; Nematoda; Chromadorea; Rhabditida; Rhabditidae. The record is from the annotation of a GenBank genome assembly.
AUGACGCCGUACUACGAGAGAAGUGAGUACUACUCGCAGGACAGAAGGUCGCGCAGUGGAACUGAGGUUUUUUUAUUUUGGAAAAUGAAAAAUAAAAAAGUUUGUUCUUGUUGUAGUACUUAGGAGCGCCAGAGAGGUCCCUAUAGGGGUCAGGGGAAAAAAAGUUGCCCCCUAUAGGGACCUCUUUUGCAAGCUUCAGUAGUCCUUAUAGGGCCAGGUAAAGUGGUACUUAGAUGGGAACUUUCAAGGGCCCCUAUAGGGAUCACUCCGGGGAUCCUGAGAAGGGAAAAAUUAAGAAGAAUUUCCUGCAAUUUAUUUCAGCUAAAGUUUAAAUGUUUUUUUGAAGAUUAAAAGCUUCUUUUUCACUUUUUUGAAUAAAUUAUGGAGCGAAUUGGUUCUUAUUUGAAAAAUUGAAUCUGAAAUAAUUUUCUUGAGCUUUAAAGAUAGUUAACAUGAGCAAUAAAAGCCCAUUUUGUAAUUAUUAGGUAACAUGAGCAAUAUUGUAGAGACUUGGAAAGGUUUAGGCGAUUUUGGUUCCAGAAACAAUUGUUUUUUCACAUUGAGGGUAUUUUUUCUUCAAUUUUUCUCAUUUUUCAUUUUUGUGCCAUUUUAUAAAAAAAAACUUUUUUAAAAUCUCAUUCAAGACCCCUAGAGGCGUCACUAAAACAACAAAACCCUACAGGGAACCCUCUGAAAUCCUGUCUUUUUUCCACCUCUCAAAACCGAGAAAUAAUCGAACUUUUCUCCCGAUUCUUGACGGACAUGUGUUGAAGCGUCAAUCAAUCAAAUUCUCUCACUUUUUUUUUCCUAUUUCGAGACACGCAUAUCACCUUGAUAUAUGUGCAUUGUUUGCAUUGUGACACAAGAGAAAAUAUUUGAAAAAUCUUGGAAUUUUGGCUUGAUUCAUCCAAUGAAUGAGAUAAAGAAAAAUAUUUCCAUGUUUGAAAAACAGAAAGGCCACUCGGUUUGAUAGCGUGUCGUUUAUUUCGCGGAAGUGUCGUAAAACUUGUUUGAUAACGGUUUGGGAGGCUGUAAACGGUAGGAAAAUUUGGUGAAACGUGUGAUAAGUUUGAAGUUGGUGUAAGAAGGGGGGGGAGAGUCGGGAAGCGAAAAGUGGGAUCGGAAAAAAAGAAGGAUUUUUUUGAGUUUUUUUGUUGAGUUUUUUUAAUUUCUAUGAUUUUUUUCCCGAAAAAUCGGACGAAGCUUGAUAAAGAUUCUUUAUAGUCGCUACCUCUUCUAUAGAAUUUUUUUCAAAAAAAUAUUUUCGAAGUCUUUAUUUUUUUCAAAGAGAACGUUUCUUUACGACUUUUUCACGGCCAACUUUUUGUAAGGAUUUUUUUAAAAUUAAUUAUUUUUUUCUAAACUCCUUUUCAUAGGUUCAUUUUAAAGAAUAACUACCUUCCAAAACUUUGAAUUUUUCAAAAUCUCAGUGUAUUUUUUAUGCCUUGCCCCUGUUUUAAAAGCAAUUUUCGAAGAUUACUAUUUUCAGAAUGAAAAAAAGAUUGUGCAGAUCUCAAAAAAAGAUCGUUUCAGAAAAUCAGUUGAAAAUUUUCAACUCAACUCAUACUUAAGCUUUUUCCAUCAAAAAAAAAAAGGAAACAGUUGUCUUUUGAGCGUAAAAGCCAAAAAUCGUUUUCAAGAAGCUUCUGCCUACUUCUUGUUUUCUUCGAAAAGAGAAAAACGGAAAAAAAUGAAACGUGAUAAGUGACAAUUUUUGAGCUUUUCAGCUCGAGUAAGCAGUUGUUUUCGAAGCGAAAAGUCAAAUAUCAGUUUCGAAAUGCAAAAAGUAGUCCAAAGAAUAUUUUUUCCAAGGCGAGAGGUUGAAGUUUUGAAAAACGGGGUGUAAAACGGAGUUUCAAGCUGAGGGAGGUAGUGAUUUCCCUAAUUUAAACUCGGGAAGAAAGGUUGGUCCAAAAAUAGUCUGCCCGUGUACGUUUACGGUUUAUAAAUUUACGGAUUUCUAUUCCGUUUAAAAAAUGGUUUUUGUGAAGCUCAAAGUUCAUCAGAAAGUAUACAGAUAUUUUUAUACACAGGCAAAGUCCAAACGACCUUAAAAGGCCUAAUAAUGAAGAGCUUAAAGCUCUUUUUGAGUUCCUAAAAAGGUGUCAAAAGUUCCUCGGAACCUCCUUUUUUCCACCUUAUCUCCGCCUUAUUUUUCUAGUCCCCCUUAAAAAGUCCUUUUCAGAAAAAGGUCUAGAAAAAAGGCGCAUGUGAGACCAUUUGAAGGCUUUUUUUUUUCCAAAAGGCCUUUUUGAGACCUUUUGGACUUUGCCCGUGUACCUAAACUUAAUACUUUUCAGAAAAAAUAGUAAUUUUGUAUGAACUUUUUCGAGUUUGAUAUUCAAAAUUAGCUCCAAAACGGUCAGAGAUCUUUUCUUCCCUCACUAGGAAACGUUCUUUUUUCAAAUGUGCCGCAGUAGGUUUUAUUUUUGAGUUAGGACGCCUUAAAAGCUUGAAAUGGUGUUCUUUUUUUCUCAUAACACGCGAAAUUUGCUAAAUUUGAUACUUCAUAACUCAAAAAAAAGAUCCUUCGCGAAAACUUUUUUCGAGACCUUUAUGAACUUUGUUUAUGCUCCUUUAAUUUUCUGUUUCUUUUUUCUUUGAACUUGGGUCUAUUUUGAGUUUUCGGAGAUAUUUCGCUGCUCUUUUUUUGAAAAUUUCAACUCGUACGAACAUUUUUUUAAUUUAACGUGAUCAAGAAAAAAACUAUCAUUUCUAAAAAUUUCAAGCUUUGCAAUCCUCCUUGAUAUACGUUUCAAAAAGACUUAUAGAAGAGAAAAUGAACUCGAAAAUUGUGAUUUGAGGCUCACGCAAGCUGGAGAUACACAAUAAUAUUUGGUCGAUUUACUGGAAGAGUAACCAGAAAGAUUUUUUUGUUUUUUUAAAAAGAUUAAUAUAAAAUAUACAAGGUCAAAAAAAAGUUAGCAUAUUUGGAACAAAAAAUCGGAUUUCUAAAAUAAAAUUCAUAAGAAAAAGUCGUAGAAACGUUUUUUUUUGUACUUGACAGGGAAGAUUGUUUUCAUUUUGCGGUUGAGAAUUUUCCUGAAAAGUGGCCAGAAUACUUCUAGAAGUACCAGGAAAAGAUCCCGAAAGUGUCAACCUGCACAACUUCCUAGUUCUCGAGAAAUAACGGCCUGAAGUUUCAAAAUAGCCUAUUUUUUAUGGGUUUUGAGGGUUUUCCUUGACUUCAAGCCUUUAUUUCUCGAAAACUAAGAAGUUUUGCAGCUUGAGACUUCUAGAAUAUUUUUCUCGUACAUCAAGGAGUUUUCUGACCAAGUUUCAGGAAAAUCCCCAAGCGCAAAGUAAAAUGACCUCCCUUUCUUGCACUUUUUUUAAAAACAACACCAAUUUUUCGGAAGAAAAAUUCCCUCUAUAAAACUUUUGAAAAAAACUAAAAAAAUCCACUAUGAGAUCAGCUGAGCCUCUCCUUUUUUCACACUGUCUCAUAGCUUUUAUAAGGAUUUUUUUCUCAAAAAUCAAGAAUUCCUAAAGUCAAAAAUAGGAAUUCGCCAGAGAUCUUUUCCUUCCCUCAAAAAGAAGAAAAAAGUCGUCGAAACGCGAUGAAAGGCAAUUUCUGAGCUUUUUUCUCUGCUCGAGUAUGCAGCUGUUUUCUGAGCCCUUCCGAUGGCCAAAAAGGGCCUUUUUCGCCUCUUUCCCGAGUCAUCAUCAGUCCAGACGUCGCGUGUGUGCCGUCGAAUCUCUUCCCUUCCCAUAAAAAAAAGCUGAUCCUGCCCUCAAAAUUUCUCCUUUCUCCUAUUUACUCCCUUUUUUCGCCUCUUUUUCUGCACCGACGAGUAAUUCCUUUUGACCAUGUCCUGCAUCUACGAAUCUUGUUGGAAGGUUAUUUCUGAUUUUUAUUUCCAAAGAGAGUAUAGGGCAAAAGAAGGAGAAGAGAUUGUUGAAAAAGUAUGCUGUUUGAGAAAAAAAUACCAAAAAAAUUUCAGAAAAAGCUUAUUUUUUUGAAUAGGUCUAGCAUGUAUAUAAGAAUUGAUUUUUUUCUCCCGAAAGCUUAACUUUUUUUCAUUUUUUUCAAUUAAUGAUUAUUUAUUUUCGAGUUUUACAGAUUUUUUUAAAAGCAUACAUAGGGACAGUCUUGGUGGGACCUAAAAAGGGGAGGGACUUGGCUAGAAAAGGAGAGAAAUGGGGGUGUUGGCGAAAACCGAAGAAAAAAAAGAACUUUAACAUUUCUUUCGGCGUCAACCUGUAAUUGAAAAAUUAACGAAAAAAAAUUGGCGGUCCCCAGUCAUGCUCAUCCCAUAUAUGUUUGAAAGCCUUCUGCAACAUUUUGGAGAUUUUUCAUUGAUUUUUAGAUUUCACAUUUGUUCCGUGAACCUAUUUUUUAAACGGAAGAAAAGGUCGAUUUCUAAGAUUUCAUUUGCAUUUUUAAGUCUGGAUAAAUUUUAGAAAAAAACUUGGUUUCGCGGUCUAUUAAGAGAGAUUGGUUUCGAAGAGAAGGCUCUGAGAAAAUUAGGAACGCCAGAGUGGUCCCUAGAGGGCCAACUCUAGUGGUCAGAAAAAAAACUGCCAAAAUUUUUUCUGACCACGAGAGUUUUUUUUUUUUUGCAGGGCCGUGACUGGGACACGUCGCGCAAUGGAGAUUAUGCACGCAUCUCGCCGAGGUAAAUUCGUAGCCCGACUUGAAACAACUUGCGCCGAUAGGUCUCAAAAAUAAUUAAAGUUAACAUCUGAUGGCGUGUUCAAAGAGUUUUGCGAAAUUAAAAUUAAAAUUGAAGGGUUCACUUAAGGGAUUUUUAGCAUGCUCUAGUGAUAAUUUGAUCGAUUCUGAUUAUUUUUGACCGAAAUUUUUUCGAAAAUACCAAAAAUUGUUGAAUUGAGCUUCCAACACACAAAGGCGACUGCAAAAGUUGGCAAAUUGGAAAAAUUAGCUUACGACCGCAACGUGACCGCGACGCUCUGAGCCAUUCUCCUUGCGGCCUUGACUUUUCAAAUUCCCGCGAAAAAUCAUACCUCAAAGUUUUUUUUUUCAUAUAACUGAAGUUUCUUUUUCUCAGAAUCGCGCGAUUCUCUGUUUAUCUAGCAUUUGAUCAAUUAGGGUGCUAAAUUUAUCGGAAGAAAUUGUAAAAGACAAAAAAAAUAAAACAGGUUUGCAGGUACACGUGCCGCGACACACUCUACGAAGGGUUUGUUUGUACUUUUUUUGUUUUGUUAUUUUCUCAAUUUAUGUUUGGGAAUACUGUAACCAUAUGAUUCAAAGGUGUUCUUUAUUGUUUUUAGAGAAGGGAAAAAUCGUAAAACUCUUGGCCUUUUCAUCGAAAAUUUUUAUACAACAAAAGGGCCCUGUAUUGGUUGCCUAUCGAUGUGUUUUAUCGAAAAAAGAGGGGAGAAAGUAUCGUAAAGAGAAGAAAAAAAGGAGAAGGCGGAAAUCCUCGACGCAAACACGCUCUUCUGCUCCCUGAGGCCAAAGUACCGCUUAAGACUUUCUUUUUUUCUUCUGUUCUGUUCGUUUUUUUGUUGACCUCGGAAUGCUAUGGGCUUCUCCUCCUCGUCCUUUUUAUCUUUGUAGUUUUUUUUCACUUUGUCAAGUUUUUUUUCCACGAGUUCAACGUUUCAGAAGAGUUAGAAAAUCGUGUGAUUUUACGACUUCUUGUUUUAUCCUCAGCCGCUUUGAGUAACCAACGAGUUCCAAGUUUCAUGAAACAGUUGAAAGAAGCUGGUAGCAAGAGAAAUGUCUACAAUAACGGUUUCUAA